Messenger RNA from Populus trichocarpa (black cottonwood), 892 nucleotides. RefSeq lists its product as uncharacterized. Gene Ontology annotation, molecular function: mRNA binding; protein binding. The transcript is spliced from 5 exons. The coding region runs from base 63 to 617 and encodes 184 amino acids. NCBI's taxonomy places the organism in Eukaryota, Viridiplantae, Streptophyta, Magnoliopsida, Malpighiales, Salicaceae. The record is from RefSeq and is a predicted model, not a curated record.
CUUUAUCCACACCAACAUUAAAGGCAACAGCUAAUUUGUAUAGUGUCAUAGAGUUAGCAAAAAUGGACAUAACUACACAGUCUCUUUCCCAUGCCAAGCUUCCAGGCUGCUCAACUUCUCUCGCAACACCAAUCUUUCAUUCCAAAGCCUCACUUCUUGCCCAUAAUUCAAUCACAUUUCAGUCUCCUAAGAACUUUUUCACACAGCUACAAGGUGUUAGGAUUAAAGCAAAGAAGCAAAGGAGUCUUGGUGCUGUACAUGCUUCUGGGGCUGACAGCACUUUGACUGAUGUUGAAGAAAGAUGGCUUCUUGUACCCGUUGGUGAUGGGGAUUCAGGGCAUAUAGGUUUCAAGGUUAAAAUGCCAGAUGCAUUUGAAAUAGCUUCUAGUGAGGUUACUGUUGGCCGCCUCCCCGAUAAGGCAGACAUGGUGAUUCCAGUUGCAACAGUGUCUGCUCUACAUGCUCGCAUUCAGAACAAGGGAGGAAAUCUUGUGGUCACAGAUUUGGACAGUACUAAUGGAACAUUCAUCGAUAAGAAACGGCUGCCACCUGGAGCUUCUGUCAGUGUAUCGCCUGGAAGUCGUAUUACAUUCGUAUUAAAUAUAACUAAGUGCUGAAAAGCCAGUCCUUAAAGUGAAGGAUGGUGGCAGAUUAGAGGUGGGAAGGAGGAGAUGUUAAUUUUGAGCAAAAUUUGGGACCUAAUUCUUGAUUCUCUUACCGGUUUUCAGAAGAAUUUUGAUUUGUUUAAAUAGUACGGCGCCGCCGGCUUGAACAAUUAAAUUGUGGAUUAUCAUUAAUUUGUUUGUUUGUUGCUUAUUAGUUUUUAUUAUGAGCACCGGAUUAUCAACUCAGGAUAAUAUUUUUAUUAAAAUAAUAUUUUUUUUUGAGUUUA